Scophthalmus maximus (turbot) is the source of this 2274-nucleotide messenger RNA. RefSeq names its product isocitrate dehydrogenase [NADP], mitochondrial. The transcript is spliced from 15 exons. Gene Ontology annotation, molecular function: NAD binding; magnesium ion binding; isocitrate dehydrogenase (NADP+) activity. Gene Ontology annotation, biological process: isocitrate metabolic process. The coding region runs from base 94 to 2118 and encodes 674 amino acids. Lineage: Eukaryota; Metazoa; Chordata; Actinopteri; Pleuronectiformes; Scophthalmidae. The record is from RefSeq and is a predicted model, not a curated record. Gene Ontology annotation, cellular component: mitochondrion.
UUUGUGCUGGUGCCACGUCAGAGCAGCAGCUCGGCGCCGGUCGCGCGGUGUCACAGUGUAGAGCAGUCCUCCCUCGUCUCCCCGGCUCGCACCAUGCUGUCCCCGGCCCUGAGCUCCCUGCUGCCGCUGCUGCUGCUGCGUGUGGCCGCGGUGUUGGCGACCGAGCUCACGUUCGAGCUGCCCGACAACGAGAAGCAGUGUUUCCACGAGGAGCUGGAGGAGGGCGUGAGGUUCGACAUCGACUUCCAAGUCAUAGCUGGAGGCAACUACGACGUGGACUGCUUCGUCACGGAUCCGCAGAGCAACGUCCUGUACAACGAGAAGAAGAAGCAGUACGACAGCUUCUCCCACACCACGGCCAUGCAGGGCGUCUACAAGGUCUGCUUCAGCAACGAGUUCUCCUCCUUUACCUACAAAACGGUGUACCUGGAGUUCCGCCAUGGGGACGAGGAGCCUCUCAUGCCGGGCAUGACGAGAACCACGGCGCUGACUCAGUUGGAGUCGUCGUGCGUCUCCAUUCAUGAGGUCCUGAAGGUGGUGGCUGACUCGCAGACAUGGUACCGGCUGAGAGAGGCACACGACCGCAUGAAAGCCGAGCACCUCCUCGAGCGGGUGACCUACUGGUCCGUCGGAGAAACCGUCCUGCUGUUUGUCAUCGGCAUCGGUCAAGUCAUGAUGCUAAGAAGCUUCUUCAGUGACAAGAAAGGCUCCGUAGCAGCCACCACUUACGAAGCCGAACCGACCCCGGUGAACAUGGCGGGCUACCUGAAGGCUCUGACGACCGUGUCGAGGAGCGCAGCCGCGGCGCUGACGCCAACCCCCGCGGUGGCCUCACCGGCCGCCGUCUGCCAGCACCACCGGCUGCAGCAGAGGAACUAUGCGACAAAGCGCAUCAAGGUGGACCAGCCGGUGGUGGAGAUGGACGGAGACGAGAUGACUCGCAUCAUAUGGGAGUUCAUCAAAGAGAAGCUCAUCCUGUCCAACGUGGAUGUUGAGCUGAAGUACUUUGACCUGGGUCUGCCCUACCGAGACCAGACUGACGACCAGGUCACCAUCGACUCGGCCCUGGCAACAAAGAAAUACAAUGUGGCUGUCAAGUGUGCCACCAUCACCCCCGACGAGGCCAGAGUUGAGGAGUUUAAGCUAAAGAAGAUGUGGAGGAGUCCUAAUGGAACCAUCAGGAACGUCUUGGGUGGCACAGUUUUCCGUGAGCCGAUCCUUUGUAAAAACAUUCCCCGCCUUAUCCCCGGCUGGACACUGCCCAUAACAAUCGGCAGACAUGCUUUUGGCGAUCAGUACAGGGCCACAGACUUUGUUGUUGACCAGCCUGGCAAGUUCAAGAUGGUGUUUUCCCCAGCUGAUGGAAGCAAGCAGAGGGAGUGGGAGGUGUAUGACUUUCCCGCUGGCGGUUGUGGGAUGGGAAUGUACAACACUGAUGAGUCCAUCAGUGGAUUUGCUCACAGCUGCUUCCAGUACGCCAUCCAGAAGAGAUGGCCCCUGUACAUGAGCACCAAAAACACCAUACUGAAGGCCUACGAUGGGCGCUUCAAAGACAUCUUCCAGGAUAUCUUCGAGAGGGAGUACAAGUCUGAGUUUGACAAGCUGAAGAUCUGGUAUGAGCACCGCCUCAUCGAUGACAUGGUGGCCCAGGUUCUGAAGUCCUCUGGGGGUUUUGUUUGGGCCUGCAAGAAUUACGAUGGAGAUGUGCAGUCCGACAUUCUGGCUCAGGGCUUUGGGUCUCUGGGUCUCAUGACAUCUGUGUUGGUUUGUCCCGAUGGUAAGACUAUUGAGGCCGAGGCUGCCCAUGGCACCGUCACCCGGCACUACCGAGAACACCAAAGGGGAAAACCCACCAGUACCAACCCCAUUGCCAGUGUCUUUGCUUGGACAAGGGGACUGGAGCACCGAGGCAAACUGGAUGGAAAUCCUGAUUUGAUAAAGUUCUCCCAGACGUUAGAAAAAGUCUGCGUGGAAACUGUGGAAAGUGGAUUGAUGACCAAGGACCUUGCAGUCUGCAUCUAUGGCUUGUCCAACUGCAAGCUGAAUGAACAUUACAUCAACACGUCAGACUUCCUGGAUGCGAUUAAGACCAACCUGGACAAAACUCUGGGCAAUUGAGGAACGAAAGCACACUUGUAGAGACAAAGCCCGUCUGGAGAUUUUUAACUCUUUGUACUUGUCGUUUCUAUGAACCUUUGUAUCCAAUUUUCAAAGAAACAAGUUUCAUAUUUGUAUGUGCCUUUUUUUGUAUUUUUAAAACCUACUUAUUCAUCA